Chinchilla lanigera (long-tailed chinchilla) is the source of this 2557-nucleotide messenger RNA. It is a transcript of the gene Rab7b, whose product is annotated as RAB7B, member RAS oncogene family. The record is from RefSeq and is a predicted model, not a curated record. Gene Ontology annotation, biological process: endosome to lysosome transport; phagosome-lysosome fusion. Gene Ontology annotation, molecular function: GTP binding; GTPase activity. Lineage: Eukaryota; Metazoa; Chordata; Mammalia; Rodentia; Chinchillidae. Bases 194 to 793 code for a protein of 199 amino acids. Gene Ontology annotation, cellular component: phagocytic vesicle; late endosome; lysosome. The transcript is spliced from 6 exons.
UGUACACGGAGGCAGAAGAGGAAAACUCAGAGGGAAGUAUCCUGGCUCACAGACUCUUGUAAGUUCCCAAAGCCUUUCUCCUCUGGCCUGGCUGGAACCAUUGCUCCAACGGGAAACCUCUGGACCCAGAGAGAACGUCCACCUGCCUUGGGAGGCCAAGUGCAGCUCAGCCACAGCUGUUCUGAGCCCCCUCAUGAAUCCCCAGAAGAAGGUGGACUUGAAACUCAUCAUCGUUGGAGCACUUGGUGUGGGAAAGACCUCCCUCCUCCACCAAUAUGUGCACAAGACGUUUUACGAGGAAUAUCAGACCACGCUGGGGGCCAGCAUCCUCUCUAAGGUCAUCAUCCUGGACGACACCACUUUGAAGCUGCAGAUCUGGGACACAGGCGGUCAGGAGCGGUUCCGUUCCAUGGUGUCCACCUUCUACAAGGGCUCUGAUGGCUGCAUCCUGGCUUUUGAUGUCACUGAUCUGGAAUCCUUCGAAGCCCUGGAUGUCUGGCGGGGCGAUGUUCUAGCCAAGAUCAUCCCCAUGGAGCAGUCCUACCCCAUGGUGGUGCUGGGCAACAAAAUCGAUCUGGAAGACAGGAAGGUGCCCCCGGAGAUGGCCCAAGGCUGGUGUGAAGAGAAGGACAUGCCCUACUUUGAAGUCAGUGCCAAGAACGACAUCAACGUAGUGCAGGCCUUUGAGGUGCUGGCCAGGCAGGCUCUGUCGAGGUACCGAGGCAUCUUGGAGAAUCACCUUGCAGACUCCAUCAAACUCACGCCCAGCCAGGGGAAGAGCCGCUGCUGCUGACGGCGACUCCCACUCCGCACUCCAGAGACAGAGCCACCCUGGGCCCCACAGUCUCGGCUGAGCUUCCUUCAGCCACACCGCUGGCCCUCACCCAGCCCACGAGGCCAAGGCCCUGUGGCCAGAGCCCUCGAGCAUCGCUGGGCCCAGAGCCAGAGUGGCGGCCUUGCCUGGGGCUGACUCCAGAGAAGUCAGGGCUGGGUCUCCGGGGACCCAGAGAAAGCCCAGAGUCCUCCCUGCCUCAAAACAAGAAAAGCAGGGGAGCCCUCCCUGGGGGCUCCAGCCCCCUGCCAGCCGCCUCCCCCAAGCACAGUCCUGCUGCAGAACGCACAGUCCUGCUGCAGAACGCACAGUCCUGCUGCAGAACGCACACUCCUGCAGACAGCCCAGCAGCCUCUGGAGUCCUAUGGACUGGCUCCUCCCCUCACACCACACAGCUUUGAGCAGGGGGCAGCGCAGCCUUCCUCAGCAACCAGGCUGAGGAGCAGAGCCUGGCAGAAGCUGGUGCGGGACUGAGGGGGCACAAGACAAGCUGUCAGGGACUUGCUCAUUGCUCCCUGCUCGGUGCUCAGGCAGCUCAUAUACAUCUCUCAAGCCUCAGUUUGCUCAUCUGUCAAAUGGGGGUGUGGUUUGAGGACCAGAAGCUGUACUUAAAUUUCAUUGCUGCUAUUGCUAUGCAUUUAUUUACUCCUUCAGUGGAUAUUUUUGAGUACCAACUAUGUUCAUUGCACUGAGGUCCAGUGAUAAAACAGACCAGAGCUCUAUCUAUCUCCAAGAGCCUACAACUGCUGAGGUAGAAGCAACAGACAUAGAACCUAAACAGGUGUUUUCGAAGGGCCAGUAGACGCCAUGAGCAACAGGACCGAGGCAAGGGCUGGGAUGAAGUGGUCCUGGAGGGCUUCCCUGAAGAGGUGGCGUUUGACCCGGGCGCUGCAGGAAGAGCAUUUCAGGGGAAGGAAUAGCAUGGCAGAGGCCGGGAGGCAAGGACCAGCUUGCUAUGCUCUGAGAACAGUGAAGGGACGUUCGUUCUCCCCAGGACUCAAAGCUGCCCUCCCCGCGACCCGCAGGGGCCCCGCCAUCCUGUGGCGCCGCGCUGUUCUGCGGUCCGCCGCCAGAGGACAGCAGCGCCCCGUCGCUUCCAGGCUCCGCCCGCGCCUGAAGCUGGUGCUGUCUGGCUGGUGCUGAAAGCGCGUCCCAGCUCCGGGCCUGUUCCGCCCAGAUUCGGGAGCCAAGAGAAUACGAGUUCCUUCAGCUUAGUAAGAAAUGAGCAAAAACUGCGACAUGGGUGAUUUGGGCAAGAAUAAGAAUCGGAGACAGAUCCUGGAAUGAGACGCCCGGAGAGCCACGGAUCCUCCCUCCCUGCGGACUCUGACCCAUCGCCUGCUUUUUCUUCCGGCUUCAGAGAGCGCAGACAGGGCCCAGGCGAAGGGGAUGAGCGGGCAGAGCUGGGGGCGCCAGCUUUGCCCGCAAGUGUCGCCCGACUUCUGGCCUAGAAGCUGGGGAGUCCGGAGGGAUCAGCAAGGGGCCUGGGGAGCCCCAGCCCCCAGCUCUGGAGUUGGGCCUGACUCAACCCGGGCACAGUGCGGGGCUGGCGCGGGGCAGGGUGGGCCGCCGCACACCCCUCUGUGUCCCCCGCCCCCAGAAAGAGCCCAGUGCCCUCGCGGGAGCAGCACUCUGCACUGUGCUGGCCUCCUGAGCGUGCACAGCUGCGUGGACACACGGAGCAUCUCCCAGUGGCACCACUGAUAAAUACGUACUGUGUUUUUA